This is a messenger RNA of Nerophis ophidion (straightnose pipefish), 4768 nucleotides long. RefSeq lists its product as uncharacterized. Gene Ontology annotation, biological process: DNA integration. The coding region runs from base 2207 to 3526 and encodes 439 amino acids. The record is from RefSeq and is a predicted model, not a curated record. The transcript is spliced from 3 exons. Gene Ontology annotation, molecular function: nucleic acid binding. Lineage: Eukaryota; Metazoa; Chordata; Actinopteri; Syngnathiformes; Syngnathidae.
UUUUGUAUUAGUAACUGCAAUGCUUUAAUUUGGAGUUAAAGUUGUUUAUAUUUAUUGUACUUUAUAAUCGGUAAACAGCAGUUAGAUGAUGUCACUUCCGCUAAAUUACUUCCUGUUGGUUGACUUCCGGUAUUUGUUCGAAAGCUAGAGAUACAUUUUGUGGUCUUCCGUAGUACUUUCUGUUGCCAUGCUACACAAAGCGGCGAAGAAGCAAUGCCUUUUUCACCAUCUUGUCUAUGAAGGAAUUGUCAAAAGUAAAUGGUCAAGCUUACAAUGACGUUCUCUUCAUUGACUCCGGUUUGGCUUGGUGUUGAGUUGGCGUUUUUACACGUCUCACGAGAACACUAAAGUGAAAAAGGCACGUUCCGGCUGCCCUAAGGUAUCAACAUGGCAACUAGUCACAGUGGAAGCAGCAAAACGUCAGUAUCCACAGCAAGCGCAGCUCUUGUUAGAGCCAAAGCAGAAGCCGCGAAAGUACGAGCGUCGUACGCAAGCCAAGAAGCUAAGCUUAAACUGGAAGAAGCUAAGCUAAAACUGGAAAAGGCUCAUAAUCAAUUAGAAACAACGAGAAUAACCACAGAAUUAGAAGUGCUGACAUUACAACGAGAAGCAGACGCAGCUGAGGCGGAAGCUCAAGUAUUGGAAGAAGCUUCGGGAGCACAAUCCACUGGCGAUGACAGGAAAACUGAAUCAGAAAAGGCAAAAAUUGAACGCACCAGUGAAUAUGUUCAAUCACAGAUCGACCUUCAACAGCAGUUGUCAUCUCCAGCUGCCUUGUGUCCAGCAAUAGAUAAGCAACCGUAUCCAUUAACACAAGCUAUCAUCAACACCUGGCAUCUGGAUGAAAAUACUCCAUAUAUGCAACCCAGUCCUAAUAGAACAAUCUUUAAGAGCGAUAAAGAAUCUCACUUAUCCACACCAAACUUAAAUAAACCAGUUAAAGCCACGACAAACUUCGAACAAAAAAGACAAUCUGGCUCAAACAUACAUGCUCCGCCCUAUGUUCCCCGACAGGUUCCACAAGCCAGCAUACCGUCUUAAGUGGAACCAUUGGCCCACUAUUUGGCAACAUGAGAUCUCAUCACCUCAGGACUGUACUACUUAGCUGAUAAACCAGAAGAUUAUCGCGCAUGGGAGUCGUCAUUCACUACAGCGGUCAGCGGUGCUCACCUCACAACAACCCAAGAACUAGACCUCAUGACAAAGUGGCUUGGUAAGGAGUCUGGAGAACAUGUGAAACGCAUCCGCUCAAUGUAUGUAAACCAUCCAGAACUGGCUCUACACAAAGCAUGGGAGAGACUGUGUGACUGUUAUGCUGCCCCUGAAAUCAUUUAAAAAUCACUAUUUGAUCGGCUGGACAAUUUCCCCAAAAUUUCUAAUAAAGACAACGCUAGGCUACGCGAACUGGGAGAUUUGCUCAUGGAAAUUCAAGGUUUCAAGGAGGACGGGUAUGUCACCGGCUUGUCCUAUCUGGAUACGUCACGUGGAAUUGGGCCGAUUGUGGACAAGCUUCCUUAUAGCCUUCAGGAAAAAUGGACAUCUUCUGGGUUUUUGUACAAAGAACAUAAUAACGGUUGCUUCCCUCCCUUCCACUACUUCUGUGUUUUUGUGUGCUCCGAGGCAAAGAAACGAAAUAACCCCAGUUUCACCUACCAGUACAAUACAGCUGCUAACCUUGACAAACACAUUGCAAAAGGUUUUAACUCCAACAUACCCGUCACAGUGCACAAAACAGACAUUUUAACAACCAAUAGUGACCCCAAUGAAUGUUGUCCUCUACACAACAAACCACACCCCCUUAAGAGAUGCAGGACAUUCCGAAACAAAUCCCUGGAUGAUAGAAAGGCCUUUUUGAAGGAAAAAGGGAUAUGUUUUAAAUGUUGUUCCUCAGUUUCACAUCUCGCCAAACAAUGCCAGUCCUCUGUGAAGUGUUAUGAAUGUGGAAGCACUCAUCAUGAAGCAGCAAUGCAUCCUGGCCAAGGCUCCUCCAUCUCUUAAAGAGGAUGGCGGGGAGGGAGAAGAACAGUAUAACAUGCCUGAUGUUAGCACGAGCUGUACAGAUGUUUGCGGUCAAGGUCAGUGCUCAUGCUCAAAAAUAUGCCUUACUAAAAUGUACCAUAAAGAUUUCAAGGACAAGGCCAUCAAAGCAUACGUAAUUUUGGAUGACCAAAGUAAUUGAUCAUUGGCAAGACCAGAAUUGUUUAAAAUGUUCAAUGUGGACAGCAAACCAAUCACUUAUCAUCUCAGAACUUGUUCUGGCCUUGUAGAGGCACACGGCAGGGAGGCUGAGGGUUUCCAGAUUGAGUCCCUGGAUGGUAAAGUUCUCAUCUCACUUCCAACACUCCUCGAGAUUCCAAAUAAUCGGAAUGAGAUCCCAACACCAACUGCAGUUUUGCAUCAACCCCAUCUCCAUCACAUUGCCAAACACAUCCCCGAAUUGGACCACAGAGCACAAAUACUCCUUCUCCUUGGAAGAGAUGUAAUCAGGGCACACAAGGUCAGACAGCAAGUAAAUGGGCCACACAACGCUCCUUUUGCACAACGUCUGGAUUUAGGCUGGGUGGUGAUGGGAGAAGUGUGUUUAGGCAAUACACACAAACCAACAAUUCAUUCAAUGAAAACAAACGUAUGGGAAAAUGGACGUCAUUCCAUCUUUCUACCCUGCACCAUACGUACCAGAGGAGGACAAGCAGAGAGCAAGCCGUGGGCCAUGAUGUUCACUUGUCUUAGUUCGAGAGCUGUUCAUAUCGAGUUAAUCGAGUCUAUGGACACUUCAAGUUGUAUCAACGCCCUCAGGCGUUUUUUCGCACUUCGAGGUCCAGCAAAUCAACUUCAUUCUGAUUGUGGCACUAAUUUUACGGGAGCAUGCAAAGAGCUUGGAAUGAACAAGGCAGUGCAGAACUUCCUCAGUGAAAAGCAGUGCAUUUGGAAAUUCAACCCACCACACGCUUCCCACAUGGGAGGCUCUUGGGAGCGAAUGAUCGGGAUUGCAAGAAGAAUCCUGGAUUCAAUGUUACUGAAGCAUGGGACUCGUAUAACCCAUGAAGUUCUUUGCACUCUGAUGGCGGAAGUCACUGCAAUUAUAAAUGCACGACCACUUCUGCCUGUAUCCAUAGAUCCACAACAACCCUUCAUUCUUUCACCAUCAAUGCUCCUAACACAGAAGGCAGGAGCUCCACCUCCACCUGGAGAAUUCACAGAGAGGGACCUUUACACUAAACAAUGGAAGCAAGUGCAAGCAUUUGCAAACCAGUUUUGGAGCCGAUGGAGAAUGGAGUACCUUCCUUCUUUGCAACAGAGACAGAAAUGGAAUAUGUCAAGGCGAAACCUUCAAGUAGGAGAUCUAGUUCUCCUCAAGGACAAGCAAGCUGCACGUAACUACUGGCCUAUGGCCAUGGUCACCGCCACGUUCCCCGGGAUCGACAAUUUGGUCAGGAAGGUCGAAGUGAAGACUACAGACCAAGGAACCCCAAAAACAUUUUUGAGACCAGUAACAGAAGUUGUUUUAUUCCUGCCCAAAGACUAGAGUUAUUUGGUGACCUUAGUGGCCUCACACAGGCCAGGCGGGGAGUGUGUUGUCCUGAAGUCAACUGUUAAUAUUAUUUACGUAAUUACAUGAUAAUAUUUUUGUAUUACUUGAUAAUAUUUUGUAUUAGUAACUGCAAUGUUUUAAUUUGGAGUUAAAGUUGUUUAUAUUUAUUGUACUUUAUAAUCGGUAAACAGCAGUUAGAUGAUGUCACUUCCGCUAAAUUACUUCCUGUUGGUUGACUUCCGGUAUUUGUUCGAAAGCUAGAGAUACAUUUUGUGGUCUUCUGUAGUACUUUCUGUUGCCAUCCUACACAAAGUGGCGAAGAAGCAAUGCCGGUUCAUCACCACCACUUCUUGACAGAAUACUCCAGCCAAAUACGAACCCCGCAGACAUUUUUAUGGCGGAGAGGCUUAACAGGAUACUGGCGCUGAUGGCCGAAUGGAGGAGAACUUUUGCCUACUUUAAAGCUCCCUCCCACCCAUCCCUGUCGUCUGUGGGCUUCUUUGGGGACGUCUUGGAUCCGUCCUUUGAGGGAGGGCUAUGAGUAGCUGUGUAGCUGGGGAGGCACAGCUACUUCUAACUCCAGUGGAUCUGCCGCAGUUGCCGCCAUCCACCCCGGUGGGCCUACAGAUGGCAUCAUCAACCCCAGUGAGCCCUCCCACGCCCGCUGACGUGCUGCCUGCUCCUCAGGCUCCGCCCACGCCGGCAGACAUCCUGCCUGCUCCUCAGGCUCCGCCCAUGCGGGCAGACGUGUUGCCUGAUCCUCAGGCUCCGCCCACGCCGGCAGACGUGCUGCCUGCUCCUUAGGCUCCGCCCAUGCCGUCAGACGAGUCGCCUGAUCCUCUGGCUCCGCCCAUGACCCAGACGACAUCGUCUUCCUCGUCGCUGGCUCCACCCACGCAGAGGACAUUGUCUUCCUCGUCGUUGGUUCCGCCCACGCCAACGACAUCAGCUUCCUCGUCUCUGGCGAACUGUCCUACGGCGUCGCCAGCUUCCUCGUCUCUGGCUUCGACCACGCCAACGACAUCAGCUUCCUCAUUUCUGGCGGACCGUCCGACCGCAUCGCCAGCUUCCUCGUCUCUGGCGGGCCGCCCCACGGCACUGCCAGCUUCUUCGUCUCUGACGGGCCGUCCCACGGCUUUGCCAGCGUCUCCAGCUGGCCUGACGCACAGGCGGCCAUCAGUCUUCCUGUUUCCUGGUUCCUGGGUGCUGUCUGAAGUUUGCCUGUUUCCUGGUUUC